AUGCAUGGGCGCUCGACAGAUGACCUGGAGUCUGCUGACUCUCAAGAGUCUCAACAUGAGACACAGUCCUUCGCACAGGUGGAGUCUUCGGGGCCGUCCUUUGUAGAUGCAGGCGAGUCCCACUGCGACUCCGUGCUCGCCGAGAGCCGCAGCGGUUCCGUCAUCGACAGGACAGAGGAGGAGUCCAUUCCUGGGCCGCAGGUGCCUUGCGCCCGGGGGACGUCUCAGGAGAAUCACGAAGGCCGCUCCGAUUCAGUGCCCUCGCCGUCACACUUGCCGCCGUCGCCGCGGCUUCCGCCCUCGAUUGAGAAGGAGAUAAACGAGCUUCUGGAAAAGCAGGGUGCCGCCGACAUCUCAUCGCAAGACAGCACGGAGCAGCCGCUGAGCAACGAGGUGCACACGUCGCAUCGCAUGCCUUUUGCCGCACCAAAGCGACCCGACAUGGUGUAUUUCCUCACACUGCAGGAGCAGCGCCUCGCACUGGCGGCUCUGGCAGCUUCUGAGAUGCGUGGUGCAAUUUUCCUACUGAUCCUUUGUGAUGCAUUUAUAGGUGGCCUGGCAGUUCCAGAAUGGGGGAAGCAGCCCAUCAAUCGCGCAGACUGGACGAGAGUCGAAACCUGGGCGCAACGCGCAUUGGCCUCAAUGUUGGUACCAGGAGAUGAUGCAGGUUGUUACACGGGCGACGCGGCUCAGCUUGCGCGUCGAAAGAACCAGACUUUCGGACGAGCACGGUGGGAUGGCAUCGAGUCUUCGCUGACCGGACGCACACGACAGAACUCCAUGGAUCAGGUUGGAGACGGGACUUUGCAUGGAAGGAGAAAGUCUCAGCGUCAUCCCACGGCAAAGGCUCGCUCUUGGAGCCCACUGAGAGGCACGGCCUCGACGUGGAUGGGCUCGGAGCCACCCGGCACCGCCGGGACCGCCUCGAGCGCUGCCAGUGCCUCUGAGGAGGCGGCCGUGUCACCACGUCAGGGUGUCAGCAAGAAAGGCUCAGCUCGGCCUCGCUCGGGAGUUCGGCCAGUUCUCAUCUUCCCCAUCAAGGCGCCGCCAAAAGCACGCGAAGUGGGUGAUAGCACACAGCACCAUGAAGCUGAGGCCUUCACACGGCGACAAAGAAGAGCGAACUCGCCCAAGCAAGGCCGUGCUGGCCGAAGAGUUCGAUGGCUGCCUCCGCUGCGCCAACUCUCAGCACCCCAGUCCAGCACCUUGGCCUGA
Molecule: messenger RNA, 1215 nt
Organism: Symbiodinium sp. CCMP2456
Lineage: Eukaryota; Dinophyceae; Suessiales; Symbiodiniaceae
Source: the annotation of a GenBank genome assembly